This is a messenger RNA of Iphiclides podalirius (scarce swallowtail), 459 nucleotides long. The record is from the annotation of a GenBank genome assembly. NCBI's taxonomy places the organism in Eukaryota, Metazoa, Arthropoda, Insecta, Lepidoptera, Papilionidae.
AUGGAGGACGUUUUAGAUGAAGUGGUCUCAUCCGAAGAUUUGCAAAAGUUCGAGAAAGUUUUUCAUGAGCAGUUGCAUCAGGGUAAGGUGACUCAUAAAGCGCAAUUCGAAUAUGCGUGGUGUUUGGUACGGAGUAAAUACCCUACAGAUAUCAGAAAGGGUAUCCUGCUCCUCAAGGAGUUGUUCAAUUCUCACCCAGAUGGCAAACGAGACUACCUGUUCUAUCUUGCCAUAGGCAACGCUAGAAUCAAGGAGUAUAACAAAGCACUUCACUAUGUAAAGGCGUUCCUUGAAAUUGAGCCUGCUAAUCAGCAAGUAUUGGCAUUGGAGAGACAAAUCAAUAAACGCAUGGAGAAGGAAGGGUUGAUUGGCAUGGCUGUGGCAGCAUUUGGCUUUAUUAAUGAAUGUCUUUGUGGGCGUUCAUUGCUUCGUUACAAAGAAAUGGAGGCGAAAGAGGAG